This is a messenger RNA of Aspergillus vadensis CBS 113365, 1320 nucleotides long. RefSeq lists its product as uncharacterized. The coding region runs from base 1 to 1320 and encodes 439 amino acids. The transcript is spliced from 2 exons. The record is from RefSeq and is a predicted model, not a curated record. NCBI's taxonomy places the organism in Eukaryota, Fungi, Ascomycota, Eurotiomycetes, Eurotiales, Aspergillaceae.
AUGGCUUCAUCCUUGGCCGAUCAUCAGACUCUUGAAAGUUCAAUGACGGUUGACCUCGUCCGUUCGAACUCACAUAUAGAUCUUGAGACCCUGCCCCCAGAGAUUAGAGUCCAAAUUCUCUUUCUACUCGAUUUGGAAGGACUUAAGUCGCUGGUUCAAGCAUCACCCGUUUAUCAUGAUCAGUAUCUUCUGGAUCGCAGGCGCCUUCUCCUCAAGUGCCUAGCCACCACACUAGGCAGCAUUUUCUUUGAAGCUUGUAUUGUCCAGGAGACUAGCUCAGUGAGCUUCUCGCAGACACGCAACCACGAUAGAAUCCAUGAUUUUUUCGGGUCUCUCACAAAGCGGCGCUUUUCGGCACGUCACUCAGAUCUAACGGCAGGACUCGAAUUGAAAGAUGCCGUAGAUAUGGUAUUCUUUUAUCACUCGGUCUUGAAACCUCUCACAGAGCACUAUUUUGUGUGGGCAUUACGCAAUUUAGCCAUAGAGUCGGAAGCACAUACUAAGAUUGACGAGGCCCUGAGUGAAUCGGAAGAACACAGAAUAAUCCGCGCUCUGUAUCGCUUUCAAUUGUGCAGCAACGUAUUCGGCGUGGGACCUAACAAGGACGAGCUUGAUCUUUUCAGGAUAGAUUUCCAACUCAGUGAUAGCGAGAUUCUAAAGCUUUUGGAAGAUUUAUGGGAACCAUGGGAACUGGAGGAGAUCAACUGCAUCUAUGUCUUUGCGGAAACAAAAUGUCGUGAAAUUCAUGAUGCUGUGACCUGGGAUUUCAGUGAAAAGAAUCCACGGUUUGAUGACCAGGAAAGACCGCCCACUCCGGAAGGGGCAGUGAAUAUACCACAGCACAGCCGUGCUUAUUUGAACGGGACUAUUACACAAGGCCUCGAGCGUUUGCAUACUCUCUUCUUUAAGAUUCAGGAGCACUCGGAGUUGGUCAAUGUAAUGGAGCAGACUUUGGUUCUUUGGCUCGAGGAGUUCCUCGAAGGAGAUGUACACGGCGCGUUCACCCACGCGGCACAAAGUGGACGCCGCGCUAGGGCACCUUCUGAGCGAGAUAAGAAGGAGGAGCGAAGAGAGCCGUUGCCUUUCCGGGGCGACAGGGUGGACGGAGUUUACCCGCCAUUAGCAUGGACACUUCUGUGGAAAGGAACAUACAGCAAUAUGUUAGGAAGCUACAUACCUGAUGAAAUCCAAAGUUGGGGGUAUGUUAUGUGGGAUGCGGCCCGGUUGGAGCGCACCGGUGCAAAGGAAGUAUUGGCAAGAGAAUGGGACUUGAUGUGGGGUGAGAAUGAAGAUGCGAGAGACCAGAGAGAAUUUUUCUGA